Messenger RNA from Asterias rubens (European starfish), 4290 nucleotides. Its product is annotated as probable DNA helicase MCM9. Gene Ontology annotation, biological process: double-strand break repair via homologous recombination; DNA replication. NCBI's taxonomy places the organism in Eukaryota, Metazoa, Echinodermata, Asteroidea, Forcipulatida, Asteriidae. Gene Ontology annotation, molecular function: single-stranded DNA helicase activity; ATP binding; ATP hydrolysis activity. The record is from RefSeq and is a predicted model, not a curated record. The transcript has 18 exons. Gene Ontology annotation, cellular component: nucleus; MCM complex. The coding region runs from base 126 to 3602 and encodes 1158 amino acids.
UGUGGAAGCGCGCCGUUUGAUGUGAUGUUUAAUUUUUGUAAGUAAAUUCUACUCCGUGUUGAUCAUACUCCGUGUUGAUCACUGUCACAGUUGCAAAAAGAGCAGUUACGUUGAAGUUGAAGAACAUGUCUGGUUUGUCAUUCAACAGUGAACAAACAGAGGAGCACACUGUGAUCUUUCAGUCUUAUGUGAUUGAUCAACAUCGAGAUGAUCUGGUUGAGAUUCUCUUACAGGAAGAUGAUGGAACUCACUACCCUGUUAUCAUCGAUGCGAUGACUCUGUUUGAGUCCAACAUGGAUCUGAGUGACUUGGUACUGAAUCAUCCAGAGCACACUCUGAGUGCGUUCAACACUGGAUUGAGGAGAGCUGUGAUGUCACUGUACAGGAACCACACUCAGAAAGAGGAGAUGACGCUAAAGGUGAAUCUUCACGCUCGUGUCACGGGGCUCCCUGUCUGCCCUGAGCUCAUCAGGGAAACCCUGCCUAGGAACUCUGACAUUGGACGAUUUCUGUCUGUUUCCGGAACAGUUAUCCGAACAUCUAUGGUGAAAAUGCUGGAGUUUGAGAAGGAUUUCAUGUGCUCCAAAUGUAGACAUCCUUUUAGUGUUCAGGCGUCCUUUGAGAAGUACUACAGCGAGUGUAAGCCAGACUCAUGUCCCAAUCCCGAAGGAUGUGGGUCCAAUAAGUUCACCUGUCUCUCGAGUAGCGGGGUGGGGUCUGUCACCAGUUGCCGUGACUACCAAGAGAUUAAGAUUCAGGAGCAGGUGCAGAAGUUGGCGGUUGGGACGAUUCCUCGGUCGAUGUGGGUCGUACUGGAGGACGACCUCGUAGAUUGCUGCAAGGCAGGGGAUGACGUCACUAUCUGUGGCAUCGUUUUGCGACGCUGGCGUCCCGUUAACAUCGAUGGUAAAUGUGAGAUCGAGCUUGUCCUGAGAGCCAAUCAUAUAUUAGUUAAAAACGAUCAGAGAGGAACAGUCACCGUGACCAAUGAAAUGAGGCAAGAGUUUGAAGAAUUCUGGGAGAGGUAUAAAUAUUCACCUUUCACAGGCCGCAAUGUGAUCCUAUCGAGUCUCUGCCCCCAGGUAUACGGCCUGUAUGUUGUCAAACUAGCCGUUGCUAUGGUAAUGGCAGGGGGUGUGGCUCAUUCCCACCAAUCAGGGACCAGGACCAGGGGAGAAUCACACCUUCUUCUUGUAGGGGAUCCAGGCACAGGGAAAUCACAGUUUCUGAAGUAUGCUGCCAAGGUGGUCCCUCGCUCUGUACUGACCACAGGGAUCGGCUCAACAAGUGCAGGUCUGACCGUGUCAGCAGUCAGGGAUUCAGGGGAAUGGCAGCUUGAAGCUGGGGCCUUGGUGCUGGCUGAUGGAGGUAUCUGCUGCAUUGAUGAAUUUAACAGUAUCCGUGAGCAUGAUCGAGGCAGUAUACAUGAAGCAAUGGAACAGCAAACGAUCAGCGUUGCCAAGGCAGGACUUGUGUGUAAGCUGAAUACCCGUACCACCAUACUCGCUGCCACCAACCCCAAAGGACAGUACGACCCAAAUGAGUCUAUCAGUGUGAAUGUCGCCCUCGCUAGCCCGCUGUUGUCCAGGUUUGAUCUUGUGCUCGUGCUGCUUGACUCGCAGAACGAUGACUGGGAUCGGAUUGUUUCCUCGUUUAUUUUGGAGGGCAAGUCACCAGGCCCUCAAGGAACUUCCAAGGAUAAUAUUUGGAGUAUGGAGAAGAUGCAAUCCUAUCUGUGUCUCAUUAAAUCAAUCAAUCCUCUGAUGUCACCAGACGCCAAUAGGGUACUGUCCCGUUACUACCAAGCCCAGCGCCAAGCCGAUCAGCGCAACGCAGCACGCACCACCAUCCGUCUCCUGGAGAGUACCGUGCGACUAUCUCAGGCCCACGCUCGUCUCAUGUGUCAUGACACCGUUAUGGUGAUGGACGCGGUGGCAGCUGUGAGCGUUAUGGAAUCCACAAUGCAGGGAGCUGCGUUGAUGGGAGGGGUCAACGCCCUUCACACAUCAUUUCCCGAAGAGCCAGAAACAGAGUACAGAACCCAAGCGGAGUUAAUCCUAGCUCAUCUGGGACUUCAAGAUGUUCUUCAAUCUGAACUCCAACGUUUGGACGAUGUGAACAGAGAGCAUUCACUUCUUGAGAACCCCAAAAACCAAACCAUGAGUGACGUCCAACACACAACCGAAGCGGAUCCAUCGAGGAUCGAGGGAUUUAACAAGACGAUGGAUCUGUUUGAAGAAAGUGUUAACGAUAAAACUGCCAGAUCGCCUCGAUCAACCAGAUGUCGUGAGACUCGUAGUAAUAAUGAGAGCAUUAGUAACUCUAUGCAGAAAGGACCUGAAGACGGGCCAUCAACGUCCACUCACAGAGGAUAUGAAGAGACAAGUAGUGAAUGUACCACCAUGGCUUGUCAGAAGAAGUCAUCAAAUCGGUCGGUGAAUGCACAUAAUGUAUCAUUUCAAGCUGAUGGUAAGCAUGUGGAGGGAGACAAUCCAAGUAGAGAUGACGUCGAAGGCAAGAGAACAUCUGCUGAUAAAGACCAGGGGAAAUCCACAGAUGGGUCGUUCAAACAUAAGUUUAAAUCUAAAAGUAGAACGUCUCAAACCGAUGGCCAGUCGAGAGUGGACAAGUCACAUGAGCAAGCAAGGACCAAUCAACAGGGGCAUUGUGAGAGGUCCAAAGGAUCCAAGCAAAAGGAAAACCCAAAUGGCUGUAGAAUUGAAAAACUUCAAAAUGUUUCAUCUGGGAAUGGAAACAAACAGGGAUCUCAAUGUGCAACUGACGAGGAUGGAGAUGUUGUUAUGGCAACCCUAUCCCAGCAUUCCCUCAGUGAGGUCGAAGGUCAGCCGACUAUGGAGAGUACCCGCAUAGAUCCAGACGAAACCCCAAGGAAAAAACUGUUCACGCUGGAUGAUGAUCCUGUCACUGAAAUGCAGAAGGAAUCGACCGGGAAGAGCGGCGUUUCACGGGAGGUUAAGCAAAUGUUAAAUAAUUUUCGGCGGGAAACAUCCACUCCAGGAAUUUUGGCAAAACAGUUGAUCUCAUCAUCCGAGGAGAUACAAUCCAACAGACAACCAAGCAGCAACGACUCAAGUAUAGAACAACAUCAUAGAAAAACCAGCAAGUCAAAACGAAAGCUUAGCUCAGAUGAAGAAAUGCUCUAUAAAAAUAAUCAACCAAAGGUCCUUAAGAGAAUGAGAAUGGUGCAUGAGAAACAGAUCAUUGAAUCGAGUUCCAGUAACUCCCCAGAGGGCGCUUUCAUAUCGCCAAAAGGCGGGAAAAACUUCCAAACUUCAUCCACGGUGACACCCAGCAGAGUUGCAAAAGGGACACUGUCCAAGCUGAGCAAAUUCACAUUUACAUCUCCUGACGAUGAGCGACAAAAUACGCCACAAAACAAAAGCGCCCUAAAAAGAGCACAACCCUCUCCAUCCACUAAGGGCAAGGCGAACUCUAAAUGUCAAAGUUCAAAGGUGACAUCUGCAGACGGCAAACAAAAGACAAAGGACCGGAUGAACCGUUCAGAGAUACGAGUAGAAAAUGGGAGUUUAUUUACAACGGGAGAAAGCUUGGAUGAAUUAAGCCUUGAUUUUGUGGACUAAAUGUCGAGGUUCAUCUACAAACCUAUUUUUGUUGUUCCUUUAUUAAAAAAAAAAAAAAUCAAGACAGUUUUUUUAUUUUUUAUAAAGAAGAUUGUUUCCAAAGCAACAAUGAAACAGUUUCAUGUAUUUUAUUUACAAAUUAUUGUAAAUGCACAAAUUUAUUACAGUAAUAUACAAUUUGACUAUAAAUAAUACCUACAGUUUGCCAUUAGAGUUAUAGUAUGUCUCAGUACAGUAUAAACCGACAUACACCUUUGUAUGGUAAUUAGAUACGUGCAUCAGUGAUUCUUUAAAUAAGGUUAAAAAGAAAUCAUGCCAGUCAAAUAUUCACAAAUGCAUAAUAAGUACAGCCAUUUUCUAGGAAUUUUUGUUUGUACAAUUAUUAUGGUCUUGAUUCUAUUGUACAAUUUUUUUUACAUAAAUCAUUUGUUACGUCAUGAUGCUGAAAAAGCAAAAAGAAAACAAAAUAUCACUUCGUUUAGGAGGUUUUUGGCAACUGAAACAGGUCUAGAAUUUUAUCUUUGGGAGGGUAGAGAGUCAUUUUGCAAAGGGCACUUCCACUAGAAAAAUCUCAAAGUCUAUUUUGACUUUUGAAGGGUCCCUAAGCCAAGACCAUAAUUUCAUAGAGCUGCUUAAGCAGAAAAUACAGCUUAAAGCAACCCCUGCUUAGCAAAAGUGAUCAGCUUAC